GUCUUCCACCUUCAUCACCAUUUUCAUUUUUCACUAUACUCAUCUCUUCUGCUUCUAAAUCAAGUUGUAGUUCCACUCAAUGGCGUCUGGAAGCUUCAUCUUAUGGCUCCACGGUCUAGGUGACUCCGGUCCAGCCAAUGAACCAAUCCAAUCGCUUUUCACUUCCCCUCAGUUCGCCAACACUCGCUGGUCUUUCCCUUCUGCCCCGUCUCAACCUGUUACCUGUAAUUAUGGUGCUUUGAUGCCUUCGUGGUUUGACAUUCAUGAGAUACCCGUAACAGCUAAUUCCCCUGUGGAUGAAAGUUCGUUGCUUAAAGCAGUUCAAAGUGUGCAUAUAAUGAUCGACAAGGAAUUGGCUGCUGGAAUUGACCCUAAAAAUGUGUUUCUUUGUGGAUUUAGUCAAGGAGGUGCGUUGACCUUGGCUAGUGUUCUGUUAUAUCCAAAAACUCUUGGUGGGGGCGCAGUCUUUAGUGGAUGGGUACCGUUUAAUUCAAGUUCUAUUAUAGAACGGAUCACACCAGAGGCGAAAAGGACCCCGAUAUUAUGGUCACAUGGUAUAGCUGAUGGAACAGUGUUAUUUGAAGCCGGCCAAGCGGGCCCACCAUUCCUUCAACACGUAGGCAUGAACUGCGAAUUUAAGGCGUAUCCGGGUCUUGCGCAUUCGCUAAACAGUCAGGAACUUCAACACUUGGAAUCAUGGAUCAAAUCACGUCUACAAAGUUCAUCGUGAAGGUUUGACUAUAGUUGACCUUUUGCAUGUAUGGCAACAUUCUUGAAUUUGGAGGCACAUUAAAUUUUGUAAGAUGUUUUUCAUCUGAAUACUUCAUUGAUAUUGAAUACUUCAUUAAUAUUG
This is a messenger RNA of Helianthus annuus (common sunflower), 853 nucleotides long. Its product is annotated as probable carboxylesterase SOBER1-like. The record is from RefSeq and is a predicted model, not a curated record. NCBI's taxonomy places the organism in Eukaryota, Viridiplantae, Streptophyta, Magnoliopsida, Asterales, Asteraceae. Gene Ontology annotation, cellular component: cytoplasm. The transcript has 6 exons. Gene Ontology annotation, molecular function: palmitoyl-(protein) hydrolase activity; carboxylic ester hydrolase activity. Gene Ontology annotation, biological process: protein depalmitoylation. The coding region runs from base 80 to 730 and encodes 216 amino acids.